Molecule: messenger RNA, 1642 nt
Organism: Aegilops tauschii subsp. strangulata
Lineage: Eukaryota; Viridiplantae; Streptophyta; Magnoliopsida; Poales; Poaceae
Product: coniferyl alcohol acyltransferase-like
Molecular function (GO): acyltransferase activity, transferring groups other than amino-acyl groups
Source: RefSeq, a predicted model, not a curated record
AUGCCAGUGCCAUAUACGGAAACAAACCGACCGAGAAGACCCUUAAUUAACAGCUAGCUAGCUCUCUUGGUCGAAUAUGGUAACUGCUAAUGCUAUUGGCUCCGGCGACCUGAGCAUCCGUGUCCUGAGUCGCCGCCUUGUCAAGGCCUCCGACCCAUCUACCAAGCCGCACGUAGCCGCCUUCUCGAACCUCGACCUCUACCCUGGCAACGAGCAGGCCUCGAUAGUAUGCCUCUACCCCAAGCUCCCAAACGCCGGCGACUUCCCGGCGGUUGUAGCCACCUUCGACUCCAUCCUCCCGUCGUUGCUCAACGACUUCUACCAUUUCGCCGGGCGCAUCCGCACCAACCCAAGCUCCGGCCUCCCCGAGCUGCUCUGCGACAACCAAGGCGCAGAGCUGGUGGUCGGCGAGGCCGGUGUCGCCAUGGCCAGCCUGGACUACGGCCUGGCGGAGCAGUCGUUGAAGAAGAUAAUGCUUCCGUACGCCGAGGACGUCACGCUCUCGGUUCAGCUGCUCUCCUUCACCUGUGGCGGCUUCUCCGUCGUGUGGGCGACCAACAACCUUGUGUGUGACGGCCAAGCCUUCACCAUGUUCGUCAGGAGGUGGUCCGAGCUCGCCCGAACUGGGCGCAUCGUCGACGGACCGCCCAACCAUGACCGCUCGGUGUUCAGCCCUCGCAGGCCGCCGUCGUACGGAGCCUCGAUCAGGGACAUGUUCGCGACGUACGACCAUGACCGGCUGGUGAACGUGCUGACGGCGCACGACAGCUUCGUCGAGCGCCUCUACUACAUCGAGGCGAGCGACAUCGCCGCCCUGCGGGAGGCGGCAAGCAGCAAGCUCCAGCGCCCGUCGCGCGUCCAGGCGGUGUCCGCGUACCUGUGGAAGGCCCUCGCCCGCGUGGUGGCCGCGUCCCGCGUGCCGGAGGAGCGCUGCUGCAUGGGGUGGAUGGUGGACGCGCGGCGGCGGGUGAAGGCGCCGGAGCUCGUCCGGGCGAUGGGCAACUACUUCGGCAACGUUACGGCCUACGCUCUCGGGGAGGCAGCCGUUGAGGAGAUACAGGAGAAGGAGCUGUCGGAGGUGGCGGCCAUGGUGCGGGAGACCAUCACGUCUAUCGACUACGAUGAGUACACCCAGGAGCUGGUGGACUGGGUGGAGGAGCACAAGACAGAGAGGCUGAUGGAGAAGGGCGUCAUCGGGCUCGGUACGCCCACCUUGAACCAGACGGUGUUCGCGUCGUUCCCGCUCGACACCGACUUCGGCUUCGGCCAUGCCGUGCUGGCAAUGCCCAUGUGCGACUACGGGAGGCUCAGCUCGGGGUACCUGUCGAUCGGAGCUCGGCCGGGAGGCGACGGCUCCUGGCUGGUCAACGCCUACAUAUGGCCUCGCCUCGCGGCGGCGCUUGAGUCGGACCAGCAGCGCAUCUUCAAGCCUCUCACGGCGGAGUAUCUAGGGCUCGUCUAGGCGUACCACUCUGCUGUCUGCCCGGUUUCUUCUUCAAUAAGUCUUUGCUUCGUCUUUUGAGGCAUGAAAGCAGCUCGUGCUUGUUUUACUUCCACCUAUUUUGCAAUACCCCAAAUAAAGCCCUUCUGUGUGGAGGGUAGUUUGUUUGAUCAAUAAAUGUUUGAGUCGUUCAUAAGGUUU